Messenger RNA from Anopheles stephensi (Asian malaria mosquito), 8619 nucleotides. It is a transcript of the gene Rab3-GEF, whose product is annotated as MAP kinase-activating death domain protein. Lineage: Eukaryota; Metazoa; Arthropoda; Insecta; Diptera; Culicidae. The transcript is spliced from 18 exons. Gene Ontology annotation, cellular component: cytosol. The coding region runs from base 1127 to 7384 and encodes 2085 amino acids. The record is from RefSeq and is a predicted model, not a curated record. Gene Ontology annotation, molecular function: guanyl-nucleotide exchange factor activity. Gene Ontology annotation, biological process: regulation of Rab protein signal transduction; regulation of apoptotic process.
UUUCCGGUCAUUUAUCUUUAAAGCAUUUAAACUGAUUCCACAAGAAAAAACCAAGUCCCCAAAAAGGACGUAUUUUUGGUUAGGCUAGUGACAAACGCGCCUAAGCUAAAGGGAAAGGCUCGGUUCGGUAUACGUCAUACUGGGCGAGGUUAACAUAGAGGACGGUUUUGCCGUUAGUGCGCCACCGUUGCCAGUGUGGCCGUACUGUAGGAAGUUGAUUUAGUACCCAGCGCCCUCUAGUGUCGGUUCGCCCGAAGCUUGGGGGGGGUUUUCUUUUUCUAUGCCUAAAUGGCGAAGAAAAUUUGUUGGUAGCGCCUGCGCUUGGGGCUCCGUUAUCAGCCUGCGAGUGAGACACCCGUACCAGCUUUCGAUUGUUGGGGGGGUACGCCUCCAUGCCAUGCUUCAGAGUAGGACACAAGAAAAUGCACGGUGAGUGGGUGUGUGUGUGUGUUGGUGCUUAUCGGGAAAAAAUGAUGGUGUGUAGCUAGUUUACCGUAUUAUAGCCCGUGAAAAAGCGGCCAUCAGUCAACAACGAAAACUCGUACGGUGUAGGCGCCAACAACGAGCCCAGCGCUCCUGCAAGGCUAUCUCUGGAAAAGAAGAAAAAAACGAGCGAGAGAGAGAGAGAGAGAUAGGCUGUAAGGGAGAGAUCAGAUGCAAGAAUUCUACUACCGUUCUGUAGUUGGUCUGUAAAACAGUUUCCUCCAUCAGAUGGGUCCACCGUUCGUUGAUGGCUGGUGCAACAUUGGUGUGAAAUUGUGAAACAUGUGUCAGGAAUUCUGGUAACGUUCGUCGGAUGUUCGGUGUGUGUGUGUUUUGCAAAUACUUGCAGUACAUCCUAUAACCGUGAACGUCUUGCGAACACAUUUCCAGCAGGAUAUCGGAAGGAGCGAGGAACAGCCCAUGUGACUAACAUACUAUCAAGCAGUCCGUCAAUCGUCGACUUAGGUCACACGGUAUAGAUGCUACUGCGUCUAAAUAUAGUCGACCACAUCCCGCACAGGCAACGUGCGGCAAGCAGGCACCGUAUCCCGUAUAAUAGUAGCUUCUUCCGGUCGUUGGAGCGCUUCGCUACGUGCUCCCGGCAUAUUUGACGUCACAGCCGGUGCCGUGAUCUCACGUUACAAUGGCGGAACAGCAGCAACGUGACUCGCUAUGUCCCCGGCUGAUCGACUAUCUGGCAAUUGUGGGCGCCCGUUCAACGCAUGUGGCACGGUCCGGGGCUGGCAAUGUAGGUUCUGCCUCUGCCUCCGCCAGUCAAUCGUCUGUGCAGCUGCCAGAACUGUUGCGACGCUACCCGCCAAUGGACCAUGAUGACUUCCCGCUGCCGUUGGACAUGGUGUACUUCUGUCAGCCGGAAGGAUGCGUUAGCGUGGGUUCCCGGCGGACAGGUUCGGCCAUCCGUGACACGACCUCCUUCGUGUUCACGCUCACCGACAAAGACUCGGGCAAAACGCGGUACGGUAUAUGUGUGAAUUUUUAUCGUCCGAUCGAAAAGUCGCUGCCCCGUGUGAGUAUCGGUUCGGGGACGGCGGCUAGCAAGCAGCCACCGAACUGCUCGUUGCGGCGUGAGUCGUGGCGCAAGAGUAUGGAGAAAAGUUCCGAUUCUGCCUUUUCCAGUGACUAUCGGAGCAGCAAUAUAGCACCGAGCGACUCUUCCGACCGGGACUGUCCGAGCCGACGCGACUCGGAUCCACCGAAUGCUAGCACCAACUACGGCACCACCACCCAUCAGUCACUGUUGGGCGUGGUGGGCCCAUCCGGCGACUCGGAAUCCGGUGGUAGCCAUUCGCCUUCGCCGCGAGCUUCCCGCAAGCGUUCGAAGAUCCGCAAUCACUCGCUCACCUCCCUGUGCAUACUGUCGCACCAUCCGUUUCUGACCAUCUUUCGCGAAUGUCUGUUCAUUCUGAAGCGGCUUAUCGACGCGUGCAACGAUUCCUGUAGCCCGAAGCGGGUCGGUGCGGCCCGACCCUCGGUGCGGGACAGUGUUUGGAAUGUGCUGACGAACCAAGCGUCGGAGUCGACCAGCUCGGUCAUACUGCACGAUGUGCAGGAGAUCGAAACCUGGAUCCUGCGGCUACUGUCAGCACCGGUACCGGUGCCCGGUUCGACUCGGGUCGAGGUAGACGUCCUGUCGGCCACACUCUAUCAACCGCUUGUCUUUGCCCUGCCCGAUCACACGCGCUUCACGCUGGUAGACUUUCCGCUGCAUCUGCCGCUGGAGCUGUUGGGCGUGGAUACGUGUCUGCGUGUGCUGACGCUCAUACUGCUCGAGCACAAGGUGAUCAUACAGUCGCGCAACUAUAACGCGCUCUCGAUGUCCGUGAUGGCGUUCGUGCAUCUGAUCUAUCCGCUGGAGUACAUGUUCCCGGUCAUACCACUGCUGCCGACCUGCAUGGGAAGCGCUGAGCAGUUGUUGCUUGCACCGACGCCUUACAUUAUUGGACUACCAGCAACGUUUCUGAUGUACAAGAAAAACUUCCGAUUACCGGACGACAUCUGGCUUGUUGAUUUAGAUUCGAACAAGCUAACACCGGCGUCGGGCGAUAUGGAGGCCAUACCGAUGUUACCCGAACCGGAGGGCGGUAUACUGAAAAAUCACCUGAAGCAGGCCCUCAACUCGAUGACGUCCGGAAACCAAGCGUCAUCAAUGCCGCAUCGUCCACCGGCCGUCAAUGGGCGUGAUAGCUUCAACAGCUCUAACGCCACCACCGGCCUAGCACUGCAGGCACCACAAUCGUCCGGAUCGCACGGUGCAAAUCAUGGUGGGGCCUCCACCGGCGCUACCCCAUUCACGGGUGGUGCGCCCGGCUCAACGGUUGCCUCGCAACAGCCAAGCCCGGUCGCACAGCCAUCCGCUACGAAUCCACUGAUUUUCGGUGCCGAUGUCGAUUCGGUCGAUGUUGCUACACGCGUCGCGAUGGUGCGGUUUUUCAACUCGCAAAACACCCUCGCCAACUUCACCGAGCACACGCGCAUUUUGCGACUCUACCCGCGACCGGUGGUCGCCUUCCAGAUCAAUAGUUUUCUGCGCUCGCGGCCCCGUACGUCUGCGUUUCUGAACCGUUUCGCACGCACACAGGCGGUCGAGUGGUUGGCCGAAUGGUCGCUGACACCCUCGAACGUGGCGUUUCUUCGCGUGCAAACGGGUGUGCUAGAUCCGGCGCAGGUCGGCGAUAAGCCGAAAUGGUACGCACACGCACUGAACCCCAUCCGGUUCCAGGUGUGGGACGAAGGUAGUUCGCUCAGCGUAGCGCUCAAGCGAAUGCUAAGGCUCGAGAGUCAACCAACGGACGAGAGUGGUUCGGACUCGGACGGGGCGGAUAGUACCAGCUCCUCGUACUCGUCGCUAAGUGACUUUGUGUCCGAGAUCGUAUCGUCGGACCUUUCGCCGAGCCUGCACGAGGUGUACGCUAACCAGCACCAUCACCACCAUCACGUGGCUCCGAAGAACCUGUCGUCGAAUCUGGACCCACAUCUCGUGUACCGACCGCCCAGCUCGUUACGCUUUCCGGAAGGCAUGCAACCGCAACCGAGAGAACCAAGCGGUACCGAGCAGGCAGAUUCGGCCGAAUCGACAUCUUCCAGCCAGUCGGACCUCAGCUCGCCCAGCUUCAAUCGUGACUCGGAGUUUGAGUUUAACCCCAAGACACGGAACGAGGUGCAUCUAGUGGUGAAACCGGAACGGGAGCAGGGUAGCUUUGAGAAUGAGUCGGACUCGAACUCAACCACCACACCGAAGACUAUCGUAUCGAAGGAUAGUGCAGGAUCGCACGACGCUGUCGCGGGUGCUAAACGCAGCGGCAAGCUGUGCAAGAUCCCUCCGCCUAUAUCGCCCAACUUUGCACGCCAGCAGAGCGGUGCCAACCUGUUGGCACGUACAUCUAGCUCCGGUUCGACCGGUUCCGGUAGCCAUCCGCCAUCGCUCGGGUCGGCUGGUUCGCAGCGCCAAAGUUCGCAAGGCUCACUGUUCGAGGUACUGACGACACAGGCGAAGGAGCUCGUUAGGGAAACGACACGCCAGAGCAGUCAGGACGGGUUGUUGGCUCAGAUGGAUAAGUUCAAAGUGCAGGCGAAGGAAAUAGAAGAAGAUCUCAAGAUUCUAGCACCCCUUGAGCAGCUUACAUUACAGGCGAAGAAAGCGGCCGAGGAAGCUUCAAAACAGGCGCUCGAAGCAUCCAAGCAGGCGGCCGGUGUCAGCAAAAAUACGAUCGAAGAUCUAACGUACGUCGGCAAAUCUACCAUUGGCGAUCUGACCAAAUCGGCCAAAGAGGUGGCAGCGAAGAAGGGUCUGCUGCAGCAGGGCGCCGCACCGUACACCGGUCCACAGUCACUCAAUUCGCCGACCUCGAACACGGUGGCAACCACCAACCAGUCGCUGUUUUCUUCGAUAACGAGUGAUUUUAACGGUAUCGCCCAGUCCACCUCCUCCAUGUUUUCCGAUCUGUUCGGUAGCAAGCAGAAGAACCAGCAACAGCAACAUCAACAGCAACAACAUCACCAGCAUCAUCAGCAGCAACAUCAGCAACAUCAGAUGCCGCUCCAUCAACAGCAUGGUGGCGAUGGGCAGCGUGGUGCGACCAGCAUGCUGCAACAGCAGCAGAUGAAAAUGAAGGAAAAGCUAUCGUUCGAUCCAUUCCCCGGUCGGAAGGGUUUGGUGGAGCGUAACCCACUGAUCAAACAUUCCGGGCCGAAGCAAACGAAGGAGGAAAUUCAGCGGCUACAGAACGCUGAACGGUCGACCAGCAAUUCGGAAAAUCAAACCUUCCUGAAGGAUCUGGUUAACCAGGUGCUGGCCGGUGAGGGUGUUGGCUGGUUAAAGUUGAACCGGCUGAAGAAGCUGAUGGAAGACGAAUCGUACCGUAUGCUGGUGCUGGGGAAGCUUAACCGAACGCUGGAACGAAAAAUUGGUCCAGACGAUCAUAUCGACGAUGUGUGCAUAUCGAAAUCGGUGUACAAAGGAACGCUCAAGUGUUUGGUAGCGAUCACGCACGGCUUGGAACACACGAUAGGCAACUUUGGGCUCGGCGGGAUGGCAUCCGUGUUCCAGAUGAUGGAAAUCGCACACACGCAUUACUGGAGCAAGGAUCUUACCGAGGGUUCGGGUUCGGACAUGUCCGCCAGCUUGCUAUCUAGCCAGAGCGUUAGUCCGAUGGGUAGUCGAGAAAAUCUACGAUCACCGCAAAGCCCGACGGAAAUGUCGGAUUGGAUGUUGGGUGGUUCUCGCAAAAGCUCCAGCGCCACCACCGAACAUGUCGCGCUGUCUCGCCACCCGUCGGAGAAUGAGCAGGAGAAUCAAUCCACCUCCGAGAUGUUCAAGGACAUGCUGUCGCUGAAGCGCAACGUGUUGUUUAACAAGCUGACGUCGUUCGAUUCGGAGGGUAGCAUUGCGAUGCAAGAUUCAUCUGGGACAUUAUCUGUCGCUAGUGACGUUUUGCCGCAACAGCAAUCCGGUGACUUUUUGGCCACCUCCAUUUCGUGCCGCUCGACGGUGUCGGAUACCGAAUACGAGAAAUUCCCGAAAAGCUCCACACUGAAGGAUGCGAAAAAGAUGGCGGGCGGUAUAUUUUCCGGCAAAUCGUCACUAAGUGCUGGCUUCCGCUAUACCGGCGGUAGCCUGAUCCCGUCCUCGGGAUCCCCGUCCCCGGAUGCGCCCCGUGUCUAUCUGUUCGAGGGUUUGCUGGGUAAGGAUCGGUCCAGCAUCUGGGACCAGAUGCAGUUCUGGGAGGAUGCGUUCCUGGACGCGGUAAGCCAGGAGCGGGACAUGAUCGGGAUGGAUCAGGGGCCGGGCGAAAUGAUGGAACGGUACAAAGCGCUGUCGGAGUCGGAGCGCAAGCGGCUCGAGCACGAUGAGGAUCGCUUGCUGUCCACCAUGCUGUACAACCUGACCGCGAUUCUGGUGAUGCUGAAUGUGCACAAGCUGGAGAUAAAGAAGAAAGUGCGCCGCCUGCUAGGGAAAAGCCAUAUUGGGUUCAUUUACUCGCAGGAGGUGAAUCUACUGCUCGAUCAGAUCAAUAAUCUGCAUGGUAACGAUAUCGAUCUGAAGCCGCUUGGGUCCCGGUUGCUGCAUCGACAGAGUUUCACCGUCCACCAAGGUAUCGAUGCAAGCGGUUCGCUACGCUUUAUCGAGGUGCGAGAUGACGGGCUGGUAUUGCGUUCCGUCAACGGUAGCAUCACGGAACGGUGGUGGUUCGAGCGACUCGUCAACAUGACCUACUCGCCGAAAACGAAGGUACUGUGCCUGUGGCAGCGUAACGGUGGCCAAACUCAACUACACAAGUACUACACACGCAAGUGCAAGGAGCUGUACAAUUGCAUCAAAGAGUCGAUGGAGCGCAGUGGUUGCGCCGGUCAAGCGCCCGAGCUUGGAGGUGAGUUUCCGGUGCAGGACAUGACUACUGGCGAGGGCGGUUUGCUGCAGGUGUGCCUUGAGGGCGUCGGACUGUUGUUUGCCAACAGCAAGGAUUUUGAGUUUUUCAUCCGACUGAACCACAUACGGAAGUGCUUCACACAGAAAGGAGGAGUGUUCAUACUGGAAGAGUACAAUCCUAAAACGAGACUUAUUAUUCAGCGCAAAUACAAAUCUGCGAUGGCUGAUCAAAUCUGUUAUGCCGUCCUGUGCGUGUUCUCCUACAUUGCUGCCGGUCAGGAUCAGACGAAGCAGCAUCACGGUGCAUCCGGGAAGGGAAUGUCUUCCGCAGACCGCCAGACCGCUAUAUCCGUGCCAGGCACACAACCCACCGCCGGACUGGCAUCGUCGGCCAAAGCUGUCCAAUCUCAGGCCCAACAGCAGCAGCAGCAGCAGCAACUACAAUCGCAAAAAAUUCAACAAACGCAUCUUCCACAACAGAGCUCACCGAAGCUCAAAACGGUGGUUGGUAAACCGAUUAGCCCGAAACAGCCGGCCCCUACCAUCCAGCAGCCCGUACAGCAGCAGCCUCCAUCGCACCCACCCCCAACAUUCCAAUCCCAACCACAGCAGCCCCAAACCGCUCAGCGAAAACAGUCCAACACAUCCCAAUCGGACGUACCGAGCGGCGGGGUCGGAAUCCCCGGUACGGUAAAGCCACCGACGAUUCCUGCCCGCCCGAAAGCGGUCACACCAGCGGCCAGCUCCAUCACCAGCAGUCCACCAUCGACCAAGGCACCGGUACUGCCGGCCAACCGUGGGCCACCGCCGGCCAUACCACCGCGCACCAGCCUGUCCCAGCGGUCGGAUUCCGUCACCGGCACCAGCAGCAGCCAUCAGCAACCCUUGCAGCGACAAUAUUCGGCAAUCGAACCGUCGGCUACCGGACGGCCGUCCAAACCGUUCCCGUUCCGUUCGCUCCAGAAGCAAUCGACGGAUGCGACCGGUGGUGCCGGUGCGUCACUGGAACAUUGAACCCGCCGACGGUAGUAGCAAUGCAACGGUACGGAUGCCUCCAAUGCGAGACCCUGCGCUGCUUACCUAAUUGACAUUGUUAGGCCAGUGCAAUGCCCGCACACCCCAAUACAACGAUACACAAAACGUUUGUGCAAAUAAGUCUUCUAUUUCUAUAAAAAACCAGACGUCGAGCAGGUUAUCAGUCGAGCACCCAGGGCACUCUAAACCCUUGAAGUCUUGUAGUGCAGCAGAGCAGAGAGAGCGAGAGAGAGCGAGAGAGAGAGGAAAUAGGUGAAAGGACUAGAUCUAUAUAUAUUAUACAUACUUGAAACAACGUGUCGCGUGCUGUUAAAAUAAGCUUUAAACUAAUACGCAACUUCAGGUAGAGGAUAACGAGCGGGUCUCGCUUCUUAGGCGAAUUAGUUCAGUAUUACGCGCAUCACCCGGUUCUGGAACCAGACACCAGUAGCGCAGCUGUUAAAGUGUUAAUGUUGUGCGACUUUUAUUGCGUUCCAUGUUUAAGCUAAGAUGAUGCUAUAUCGUUUUCGUUUUUUUUUUGUUUUGUUUAAUGCGAGCACAAAUCGUACGUACGCAGGCAGGUGAUGUUCUUGAUUUGCUCCGGCCAACUUCGCGGAUAAAUUCGCAUUUAGUGUGAUAGUAACAUAGAAUGUAUGUUAACAGCUAAUGGUAAGCAGCUUAGUCUGACAUGUACAUACGACGCAUACGUACAGGAGCACCGAGGCUUGCUAGUAUUUCUAAGUUUCGCCUACGGUUCUUCUAUUUUGUUUUUGCCUGUCACAAAUGUAACAACCAUCGUAAAACGCUCCCCUAAAACGAAACCACCCCCCCCCCCCCCCCCCCCCCCCCCGUAAAGGACACAGCAGUUGCGUUUACGUUUGUGAAUCUUAAUAGCUUUAAACAGUAUAUCAUGUAUAUGGCGUUCGUAUCAAAAACACACACACAAACCCGCCCGCGAUACCCUAUAGCCCUCUCCUAUAUAAUCGAUCGUUUGAGGAUAUAUAUAUAUAUAGGUAUGCUUGCCGUAAGCGUGCGUUACCCCACGACCCACGAUAGCGUAGUUCCAGUAUCCAGUGUGUGAUAGCGAGACCUGUACGCGCUGUAGCGACCACAAGAGCAAUACAUAUAAUUCAAGACAGAGACAAAGAGCGAGAGAUCAACAUGGGAAACAAUACGAAGGUGGACAGAGAUGGUGAGCGGAGAGAUCCAGAAUAAAGGCAUCCAAUAGACCUGAU